Molecule: messenger RNA, 713 nt
Organism: Bipolaris sorokiniana ND90Pr
Lineage: Eukaryota; Fungi; Ascomycota; Dothideomycetes; Pleosporales; Pleosporaceae
Exons: 6
Coding region: 88-537 (149 amino acids)
Biological process (GO): spindle pole body organization
Cellular component (GO): central plaque of spindle pole body
Molecular function (GO): enzyme regulator activity; calcium ion binding
Source: RefSeq, a predicted model, not a curated record
CUCCCAUCCAGGCACCACCCUAAUUGAGUUCCUGACCACCACCACCCCAUCUUCCCACCUCCACCAUCCGCACCCCUCCUAGCAGCCAUGGCCGAUUCUCUUACUGAGGAGCAAGUCUCCGAGUUUAAGGAGGCAUUCUCCCUCUUCGACAAGGAUGGUGAUGGUCAAAUCACCACCAAGGAGCUCGGCACCGUCAUGCGCUCGCUCGGCCAGAACCCCAGCGAGUCUGAGCUUCAGGACAUGAUCAACGAGGUUGAUGCCGACAACAAUGGCACCAUUGACUUCCCAGAAUUCCUCACCAUGAUGGCCCGCAAGAUGAAGGACACCGACUCCGAGGAGGAGAUCCGGGAAGCCUUCAAGGUCUUUGACCGCGAUAACAACGGCUUCAUCUCAGCUGCUGAACUGCGCCACGUCAUGACCUCCAUUGGCGAGAAGUUGACCGAUGACGAGGUUGACGAGAUGAUCCGGGAGGCUGAUCAGGACGGUGACGGCCGUAUCGACUACAACGAGUUCGUCCAGCUGAUGAUGCAGAAAUAAGCAUUUGAAAUAGCGGUGUUUGAACGAAUACAUGCAUCAUGACAGUGACACGGCCGAGGGUUGACAGCGAUGAGCCAAGGGUCAAAUUGGGCUUUUUCGUGUCUUUGUACGGUGGAUCCAGUUAUUAGCAAGGCGAGCUGGUUUGGUUGUGUUGCCAGCAUCUCUGAGAGACGGCU